This is a messenger RNA of Durio zibethinus, 315 nucleotides long. The record is from RefSeq and is a predicted model, not a curated record. Lineage: Eukaryota; Viridiplantae; Streptophyta; Magnoliopsida; Malvales; Malvaceae.
AUGGCAACGUGUCUUGUCCUGGCCGUCGUAGCUAUGCUUUGUGCAGGAGCUACAGCGCAGUCAGGUUGUACUAGUGUAUUGAUCAGUCUGUCACCCUGCCUCAGUUACAUGACCGGAAAUUCAUCAACCCCAUCUCAACAAUGCUGCACACAGCUAGCUAAUGUUGUGCUUUCUUCACCACAAUGCUUGUGCGAGGUCCUCAAUGGUGGCGGUUCAUCACUGGGGAUAACCAUCAACCAGACUCAAGCUUUGGCCUUACCUGGCUCAUGCAAUGUUCAGACUCCACCCAUCAGCAGCUGUAAUGGAAAUAACUGA